UACCCAUCUCUACUUCUGUAAAACACAAAGUUUUUGCCAAUAACACAAUAAUUUGAAUUUAGUCUAUAAAGGGACUAAAUUUAAUAGAUUUUUUAGAUGCUCUAGAAACAACCAAAUCUCCUCCCCGAAAUGUCCGCCGCGAGCCCCAACUCUUGCGUGGAGACGCCCAAGGCGCCAGAAUGGCUAUCGAAGCUGGAAAGCCGUCGGGAGCAAUUGAAGCGCUCCAAAUUGGGACACGAAGCCGGGGCAGGAGCUCCCUGUGCCGAGUGCAAAGACAAAUGUCCUGGCCUAGAUCUUCACUUCUGGCGAAAAGUGUGUCGCAACUGCAAGUGCCCAAAGAAUCAGCAUGUGUGUCCAGACGACGAUGACGCCACCGGCUGGGCGCAGUUCGAGAUUCUUGGUCAGAUCAGGGCCAAACCAGCUUAUAUUAAAAUCAAAGCCCUGGCCAGUCAACCGGUGCAGCUGGAGUGGGUGCCACCAAAUGCUGCUCCCGAUGUGGUCACUGAAUACAUGGAAAAAUUAGGGACUGCCCAAAUACCCUUGGCUGGAAGUGAUGCCGCUUUAAAGAGGAAACAGCAACUUGAAAUGCAAGUACCGCCGCAUGAUCUAGACGCUGCAUUGUGCGAUGGUUUGACGGAAACUGAGGCCAUCCAGUUGCAGCAAUACGUCCAGAAAUUGAAAGAGCAAUGCGUCGGCCAGGGCGUGGUUGUGCGUCUAGGCGAUCGUCUUAAUCACGCACAAGUAGAGCACGUUACUCCCGUUUCGUUGCCUUCACAGGAGGCAGCGAAAACCUGGCAGUCUUUGGGAAUCUUGCCGGUGCCAGAUGAAACUCUUAGCGAACUGCUGUCCAAUCCAAAGUUAACCCAAGCUCUAGCAAGCCCAGCUAGUGCCCAGCCUAAACUACUUGUGGCUUUUUCAGAGCCUUUAUCCGAAUCAGCUCAAUUUGAGGAAAAUGGAGCUCUGCGGGCUCAGACUAAAGAAAAGCUUCUGGGAAUCAGCAAACCGGCUUUGCAGAGCCUUGUGAGUCACGGCGUUGUUUAUGACAAAGUUCUUGGAAUACUAAAGGAAAAAAAACUAAACAUCUCGAGGGAUCCCAAACUUGGUCCAAUUUCUGAAUUCCGCAAGGAAUACGUGAUCAAUCCGCAGUUUAGAGCCGAAAUAAAUUCCAUUUGCCCUCAGCUGCCUAUGACACCAACAAAAUCCUCUCCAGGCACACCUUUUAACUCCCCGUUGCCGUUAAAGAAUCCGGUGCAGAUCAGAUUUGGAGCACAGAUGCGCCAGGAUACCCCCAUGCGGCGCGUCAAGUUUGGCGGGGUCUCCACCAUAGUUUACGAUUGCGGAUUGCCCGUCAAUACGGACUACGAUCGUGAUCCAGUUUUUGCACAGAUCCUUCAAGCGGAGCCGCUGAAGCAGGCACUGCAGGAGGCCCGGUUGGGACGAGCUCCAUCCUCUGUAGUUAUUUCUAAUAUUCCAGCUCCUGUCGCAAGUCUUGCUGAACUCAAAGGCCUUACUCCAGCCACCAAGGCUCAUCUGCAAUCCGUUGGAAUUGACAAGAAUAUGCUGCAAUCCGCUGUAUCUAACGCACCGUAUUAUGACCGUCUGUUCCGUACGCUCCAGGACAAGGGUGUCUCUCACGAUCAUUGUCAGCUGCUGCAGCCACUUAAGCAAGUACACGACUGGUUGCUUGACGACGAUCAAUUGCUGGACGAGAUUGACAAGGUUUUCGCUGACAUGGCUAAUGGCUGUAAGGACAUUUCUUAUCCAAAGCCCACUCUUGGCGAACUGCCUACAUCGCAGAGUAAUGAUUCCGGCUUCCACUCCAAACCCUCAACACCGGGUUAUGGCAACGAGGAUCUAAGUGCUGGACAGGGCAGAUUCGCUAGCAUUCCAGGCAUUGAGGAUAUGAACAUGUAUCCAAGUUGCGCCGGCAUGCCGGAUCAGUUCCAGCAGCUACGUCUUCACGGGGACGAGGUUUCAGGCGUAGACCUUCAGCGAACGAUUUUAUGUGCCGACUGCAGAAAACCAAUUGCCUAUGGCGAAGUCGCCGUGAAGGCGGAUCGAGCUGGAAAAGAGAUUGCCUGGCAUCCCGGUUGCUUCAAGUGCAUCACUUGUCGGGAACUUUUGGCGGACUUGGUUUACUUCUUUCACCAAGGACAAGUUUUCUGCGGUCGCGAUUUGGCUAUCAAGUUGAAGAUCCCGCGGUGUCGAGCAUGUGAUGAGCUAAUAUUCACUAAGGAGUAUACGGCAGCAGAGGAGGCAACGUUCCACAUCAAGCACUUCUGUUGCUAUCAAUGCGAUGAGCCGCUGGCCGGACAGCAGUAUAUCGCCGAUGAGAAAUCAAAUAUGCCCUUAUGUUUACCAUGUUAUGACCGAUUAUUUGCCGUCUGCUGCCAACGCUGCAAGAUAGCAAUUGGGCCGGCGGAUCAGGGCGUAGCUUGGGGAGAAGUUCACUGGCAUGCCAACUGUUUUGUCUGCGCAGGAGUCCAGUGCUCUAAGCCGCUUAUAGGUGGACGUUUUUGCGUUAAGGAGAACAUGCCAUUUUGCAGUCCAACCUGCGUGCGCAGCUUGAUUAAAUAGGAGAGUUAAGGAACCACAACAGUAUUUCCAAACAUAUACACAAAGGAUCAAAGACAUGAUCAUCGAAUUUUUGAUGAUGCACACAAUAUUAAAUAACCAGCUAGUGAUCAAUAGAUGCCACAGACUCAAAGUGCCUAGAAUAGACUUGCAUUUACAAAGAAGCCCAGUCGCAAUUUUAAAUUCCAAUCAAAUUAGAAGCAACGGUAAUAUAAUUAUAGAGUGCUUCCAAAGUUUUCCAACCAAUCUUCAGUCUGAUUUUAACAAAUCCAUUAAUUUGAUUGGCAUACUAAAUACGAAUUAGGCUAAAAUAUUCACAGUUCCAACCACUUUUACAGUGCCAAUAGACCAAGUGCAGUAUAUACAAAUAUUUUACAUAUAUUAUUAUAUACACAGAUAUAUUUACGUAUUAUGUAUACAGGAAAAACGCACAAUUUUUAAAUAAAGAUUUUACUCGAAAUAUA
This is a messenger RNA of Drosophila eugracilis, 3038 nucleotides long. RefSeq lists its product as uncharacterized. The coding region runs from base 130 to 2577 and encodes 815 amino acids. Gene Ontology annotation, molecular function: zinc ion binding. NCBI's taxonomy places the organism in Eukaryota, Metazoa, Arthropoda, Insecta, Diptera, Drosophilidae. The record is from RefSeq and is a predicted model, not a curated record. The transcript has 4 exons.